AUGUUGCUACUAUUGCGGCCGGACCACCUGGGGCUUGAUGCGACCUCACCCUGGAAAACCCGCUUUGUCCGCGUUUGUCACCCCACUGCCGCAGCUGAGCAUCUUGCCGCGGUGGACCAUAUUGUCAACGCGACCCCGUUGGGCGAGUUUGCGGGUAAGAGUCCGGUCUUGGGCAAGCGGAAACACUCGGAGCUGGUGAAGAUGGCUCCUGAGAAGCUGGCCGCGGAGAUCCUCCAUUUGAACGAGCAGCUGAAAAAUCAGACGCGCAAGCUGGAUGAGGUCGCGUCCGCGGUGCCCGGUGCUGAAUUUGCAGUGGUGAUCACGCAGAAGUACGAAGAACUCAAGGCCACGGUGGAGAAGGUGCUAACCCACGUGCAGAACACAUACCGGGUGAUACGAAGGGAAGCCAAGCUGGCCGCGAAGGAAAGGGCGGAGAAUCGCGACAUGCGGGAGGUGCUGAAACGCGCUCCGGAGUUUGCAGAGAAGGAGGCAGGGAAGAUGGCCGCGGAGAAGGAGGCCGGGAAGAAGGCCACGGACAAGGAGACAGUGAAGAGGGCCGCGGACAAGGAGACAGGGAAGAGGGUCGCGGACAAGGAGGCAGGUAAGUGUGAGAGCAGCAGCGGUGGGAAGCAGCAGAAAGGGGUCGCGAUGCCCCUUGCGUCCCCUCUGCGGCCCCUCCGAGACUCUGUCGCCGCCACCUACGGCCCCGUCGCCGCCACCUGCGGCCCCGUCGCCGUCACCUGCAGCCCCGUCGCCGCCACCUGCGGCCCCGUCGCCGCCAUCUACGGCCCCGUCGCCGUCACCUGCGGCCCCGUCGCCGCCACUUGCGGCCCUGUCGCCGCCACCUGCGGCCCCGUCGCCGCCCCCUGCGGCCCCGUCGUCGCCACCUACGGCCACGCACCCGCCACCUGCGGCCCCGCCGCCACCUGCGGCCUCGUCGCCGCCACCUGCAGCCCCAACGCCGUCACCUGCGGCCCCGUCGCCCUCCCCUAG
This is a messenger RNA of Closterium sp. NIES-65, 993 nucleotides long. The record is from the annotation of a GenBank genome assembly. Lineage: Eukaryota; Viridiplantae; Streptophyta; Zygnematophyceae; Desmidiales; Closteriaceae.